GGCAAACAUUUAAAAAUGACCUUCGAAUGGAUACAAGGAUUGAGAAAAUAUCAAUUCGGUUUUAUCAAUAAUCACAUAUUAUGCAUGAAAUGUGGUCCAGUGAUAAAGUUUCAUAAUAUUUUAUCAAAUGAAACUGAGAUAUUUGAUUUACCGACAAAAAAUCAAACUGAUUUAUCAAUACAUCCAUUAGAAUCUUAUUAUACUAUAACAGAGAUUAACAACGUGAACCCAAAAGUAUAUCUAUACAACUAUCCACAAAAGGAUGCAAAGAUUCUAAAAGGUGGUGGGAAGUUAGAAAUUCAACGGUCCAUUUUCUCAUAUACCACAUAUUAUGCUACAGUUUCUGGUGUGCCAGACUUUGUUUUAUCAAUAUGGGAUUUUUAUACCGGUGAAUUGAUUUGCAAAACUAAUUUAAAUGGAACUCACUUAACAACAUUCAGUUUUUGCCCUACUGAUUGGCAUUAUUUAGUUGGUACAGAUCGUCGUUGUAUAUAUAUUUGGCAGAUUGAAGUAUGCAGUCAGAUGAAUUUGAUUUGGUGCAAUUCUAUACUGCUACCGGAAUGCUCUGUAAGUCUUGGACUAUAUGAUGGAUUAACUGAAAUCAUAACCCAUGAAGAUGAUACAUGUAUACAAUAUGAGACAAGAUUUGAUCCUAAACUUCCAGAAUCAUCAAUAACAGGAUUAAAUGAGAAGGCGAAAGAAGAAUUUGAUUAUUAUAUGGAUAAAUCUGUUCGAGUAAAUUGUAUUUCACAAACUUGGACAAAUUCAGAAUUGGUUUUUAUUGGUUGUGAAUCAGGUCAGCUGUUAUUGCUUGAUCCAAUCAAUAUGAAUCUGAAGAUUUUACGAAAUCCAUUUGCUAACUCUCAUCGUUGUAAAGAAACCUUGGAAGGUUUCACUGGAAAAUAUGUCAGUGAUUGUGAUUCUGAUUCAACAGAUAAAUCAAAUGAGAAAGUGAUCAAUAUACCAGCUGGAUGUUUAACCUAUUUACUAUAUACAAAGCAUGGUCUACUAGCUGGUGGUUGUGAUGGUAUUCUACGAUUGAUAGGUUUAAAUAAGUUGACAACUGCCAACAAAAUGAAUCCUACUAUAAAACAAGAUGAUAAUCAAUUUUCUACCAGAUUCAAUAAGGCAUCAUUAAUGAAAAUCAAUGAAAACUUAUUAAAUACUGAAGUUGUUGAUUGUAUAGAAUUGUAUACACUUGAAAAUCCAGUGCAAAAAGAUGAUGACUAUAAUUGGGCUACAAAUAUUACAGGCUUGUGUGUGUCAAAGUCUUAUGGACGAAUAGCGGUCAGUUGUAGGCUUGGUCAAUUGUUGUUAUUCACUCUGAACGAGGCAACAGAGCCAAAUCUCACACUCGAGUUACGGAUACUAACGAAUUGUGAUCGCUAUGUGGGAAUGGGAUUGGUCACAGUUGAGAAAAGAAUAUGGUGUAUUACUGCAAGAAAUACUGGCAUAUUAAAUUGUUGGGAAUGUAAAACAGGCGAAUUGAUGGGAUCAUUAUUUCUCAAUGACAGAUGUCACUGUCUGGCAGUCUCACCAGUCUUACCUUUGGUAGUUGCUGGGAUGAAUACUGGUACAGUAAUAUUUAUCGACUGCACAAGUCCUACUUCACCAAGAAUUGUUAAGGUUAUUCGCCUUUAUCGAAAACCUUUAACACAUAUCAGCUUUGAUCCUGAUGGGGAAUUCCUAAUCACAGCAGUGGAUGACGGACCGAGUAUCCUAAUAUCAGCUCUACCUACUAAAUCAUUUGAACCAAUUGGCCAUGUGUCAUUCACUGGAAAAAUGCACAAUUUGAGCGUAAUUCGAUCAAAAGAUUCUCAGAAGGUUUUUAUUCUGCUUGCUGUUAGUAAAGAAACUAAUAAAACUGCGGAGGCUGUAUACCAUUAUGAAUUUUCAAGCGAUAUCGGAAGCAAUCCUGAAAAAUAUUAUCUGGAUGAUUGUCGAAGACUAAAAGAAGAUGUUAUCAAGCUUCUUAAAGUGGAUUUUGAUAGUCCAAAAGUUGGUGUUUGCUUCUGGUUAUCAAGUGACAGGGAUGGGUCGAAUCACCCAUUACUGAUUGCUGCUGAUUUUCAAAAUCAUACGCUUGAAUUAUUCAAUGUGACUGAAGCAAAACAGCAACACUUAUCAUCCAUGAACUCAGUAUCGAGUCACAACAUUCUGAAUGAAUCACAAAAUAUUAAAUUUACUAGAGUGCCCGGUACAAAUUUACUACUAGCCUAUUCGUUAGAUGGUUCAGUGCAAAUUAUAAGCAUCAAUUCAACUGUUUCACUUCAAUAUUCAAUGAAUAUUCAUGAAAGUAAUUCAGAUGGGAUAGUAGCUGCAGAAUUUUGUGAAGAUUUAAAUAAUUUGAUUACAUGUGGCAGUGAUGGUUUGUUGACUAAAGUUAAAAUAAGUGAAAAUAUACAUACCCAGUUCAAAGUUCAAACUUAUCUAACCUUAAGAUCACCACCCCUAGAACAAUUAACUGCACUUAAAGAAAUCGCAGAUUAUAAGGUAAUAAAACGGCAGACAACUUCAAAUACUAAUGAUUCAGUAAAUGGUAAUACGUCACCUCAAAUGAUUCUUCGAUCGAAUACUUUAAUGUCACUACCAGAACAUUCAAUUUUAAGGGAUGAUAUGAGUGAAAACGAAUCACAGAUUCUCCCAAUUUAUACAAAUAACAUUGAUGCAAGUGCUAGUACUUGGAUAGAACUUCGUCAAAUGGAUGUAGAAGCUUCUGGAGAUUUAAUCUAUCAAGAUACUAAAAUGCAUAUUCUUAAUCAGUUGGAUGAAAUAAGGAAAACAAUAAGUGUUAUGGUCACUGAAAACGACAGCCUUCCUGAAAUCCAACGUAUUGGGAGGUUAGAAUUUGAGUUGGAUUUUGAAGAACAAAACGUCAUAUUGGAUGAAACAAAAGAAACUGUCAAACAGUUACGGGAAGAAAUAUCCUUAGCUGAUUUGGCGAAACAGUUUAUCUGGCAAGCCAUCAAAACUCAAUGUUGGGAUGAAAUGUCUGUUAAGGGAAGAAGUUUGAAAGCAUUCAAUUUACCAAUUAAAGUUUCCAAUUAUCCACUGAAACAACUAACAGAUAACGAAAAAAAGUUAUUAAAUACUGUUACAGCCAGAUUGAAAAUUAUUAAAGCUGUAGAAGAAGAGAGAGAAACACUAUCUGUACAUUUGUUUCGCAACACGAUGAAAAAAACAAACCUAGAACAAAAGGAAGAAGUCGAUGAAGAAGAAGAACAAGAACAAUCAAUAAAUCGAAUACUUUCUGGAAGCACUGCUAAAGAAUAUGGUGGAUCAAUUGAACAAGGUUAUAAUCAGAUGGAAAUUUACACACGAAUGCAAAAAAUUUAUCAGAUUGUUCUGAUUAAAAAUGCAGUUUAUCAUAUGAAAGAAUGCUUUAAUAAAGAAUUCAAUGAAAUCUAUGCCAAAAAAUCAGAUCAAUUAGCUCAAAUUCAAACUAAACUGACUAGAAUACGUAAAAUUCAUGCAGAUCUACAACAACCUCAUCUACUCAAAAAUCUUAUUGAUCCUAAAUUUGAUGAAGAUGAAGAACCAGAACAAUUGUUUACUAUCACAGAUGCUGAGAUAACAGUUGAAAAAUAUUUAUCACCGGAACAGUUAGCUGAAAUUGAAGUUAAACGAUCAGCUGAAGAAGAAAGACGCAGACGAGAGAAAUUGGACAAUUGGCGUGAAAGAGGUUUAGAAGAAAUGAUGGACGGUGUAUUAGAGAUUAAAAAAGAAGAUGAACUCAAAAAGGAUAUACCUAAACCAGCUUUCCUACUAACUGGUAAACCAUUAACACAUUGGACAGAGGAUGAUAAACGUAUGUAUGCUGAAUAUGAACGUAAAGUUAAAGAGUUAAAUGAAGAAAGAGAAAAAUACAGAAAGUUUUUGGAGGGUGAUUUAAAGAAAAUUUGUAGUCAGAUUGAUGAAAUUAAAACAAAAUUCGACGAACAAUUAACUUCAUUAUUUAAUAAAUGGCUUCAUGUUCAAACAGCUAUAUUACAAGAGGAAUUAAAAAUAUGGAGACUAAAGUGGAUGUUACUUACGGAAGAAGAAUUAAUUACUAGAGAAUAUGAAUUAAAAGAAUCCAUUGAAGAAUUACAAAAACAAGAAAUACAAGUUACAGAAAAUUUAGAAGCAGCCAAACUUAUAUCUGAACAAGUUCAAGAAGAAUAUGAAACUUUCUGCGCUGAUGAUAAAUUAAUGGAGAAAAAUCUUCGAAAAGAAUUCUCUGAUGUACAUGGGCCCUUGUAUGAUUUUAUUAUAAAAGCUUAUAAAAAGCGUCCCAAGUAUACUGUUUUAGUGCAAUCAGGUAAACAAUUCGAUCGCAUUAAACAAGAUACGCAAUACUCUACACAAUAUAAUCCGUAUGCUGAAAAGAUAUGGCAGUCAUCUCGGUCAACAAAGCAAACUGGUGCACUGGAAGAAAGUCUUGAGGAAUUAGAUAAUGAUCCUUCACGAGAACAACAACUUGGAUGUGAUAACGUUGUGUGGAGCAGAUUGUGCGCAGCAAGACGUCGUAAGAUUUACAAAGAGAUGGAGAUUAAAAUGGCUGCUCAGAAACUAAAUGAUGUCUCAGCUUUCAUUCGUAAACGUGAAAUUGACUUACAAUCAGUGAAUAAACUAUUGGAAACACGAAAACAGCAAUUAACUAGUUUAAUUGAAGAUUAUCAUCGUGAUCAAACAGACUUAGAAUUACAAUUGUUAAUUAAACAAGGUUUUGUUGAAGUGAACAUCAAUCAGUUAACAUUACUUCAUGAUUAUAAUGAUGCUUUGUUAGUGCAAAGAGAACAAGUUGAAGAAUUAAAUCAACAGAUAAUCACCUUAGGUGAAUCUAAAGUUUCACAUAUGAUUAAAAAUAAAGAAUUUAAAAAAAGAUUUUAUCAUCUUGAAUGGGAACUGCGUGAAAUGUUAAUGCAUUAUGAAGACUUACAAAGUAAACUGUGUGAUAUACGAAGAUUUAAAAUUACAAGUGAAAUACAAAAAUAUCUUCAUUCCAAUGAUUAUGAUGCCCUAAUUAGUGCACAAAUUACAAAUACCGAGCGUACAAUUCAAGUUUUACGAGAAAAUCAUGAAAAAGCAAUGGCUCAAAAACUUGCUCGUCUACGAAGGUAUAAUAUACAGCAAAGUGAAAAGCUUAAAAAAGAUAAUGAGCAAGCUAGAAAAGAUAUUGAAGAAUUCAAUAUUAUCUUACAUGAAACGAAAUUUAUACAUGAACAAAGUAAUGGAAAAAAUGAUGAUUUCAGUAAUCCACAACUUCGACAUAAACUACUACUUCAACAUCAAAAUAUUUUAAGAAAAAUAAAAGAUCAAGCUAAAGAAUUGAAAAUGUUACGAUCUGAAUUGGCGCUUUUACGUCAACAAAAAGUCAACGUAUUUUAGUAUACUUCACUAAUUAUUAUUUGCAUAGUAUAAACAGUUUAGAAAUGCUUAAAGAAAUACUUCAUCAAAUAUAUUGCCUAUGUAUCAGCUU
Molecule: messenger RNA, 5461 nt
Organism: Heterobilharzia americana
Lineage: Eukaryota; Metazoa; Platyhelminthes; Trematoda; Strigeidida; Schistosomatidae
Source: the annotation of a GenBank genome assembly